UCAUCAUAUUAAUCCGCCAGGUGAAAAGGCUAGCAGACAUCGUUAGUCAGGGAAGGUGAUAGCUUAGGCAUCCUUUUAAAGAAAAUGGCAUUGAAAAGAAUCACAAAGGAACUGUUAGAUUUGAAAAAAGACCCACCAGCAGGAUGUUCGGCAGGCCCCGUUGAUUCAGCAAAAGACAUGUUUCAUUGGCAAGCUUGUAUACAAGGUCCACAAGACAGUCCAUAUUCUGGUGGAACAUUUUUCCUGAAUGUUCAUUUUCCAACAGACUAUCCCUUCAAACCACCAAAGGUGUCAUUUGCAACGAAAAUUUACCAUCCCAAUAUCAACAGUAAUGGCAGUAUAUGUUUAGACAUACUGCGAUCGCAGUGGUCACCAGCCCUCACAGUUCAAAAAGUCCUUCUAUCCAUCGCAUCUUUACUAACAGACCCUAAUCCAGAUGAUCCGUUAGUCCCAGAAAUUGCCAAAAUAUAUAAACAAGAUCGAGAGAAGUACAACAAAUUAGCGGCUGAGUGGACCAGAAAGUAUGCACCGCUGUGAAAACGCCCCACAACAGCUGCUAAUGUUAAAACACUGUGGAUACAUACUGCCAAUGGAAUCUUGAGAUAGUCUACCUGCUUCAUACUGUGAACAAGACUUUGAGGGCGACAUCUCACAAACAUGUCUUUAUUGUUGGUGGUGACUUACACAUGUACAGAUUCUAUUUGCACAGUGUGUUUAUUCACAUAUAUUGUUGUCGGUACAGUAUGUGCUGUGUCGUGGGGAGUCCUAUAUACCAGAUUACAGACCUUUUUAUGUGCACUUUAAUUGUGGUUAUUCAACUUCUUUAGUAAACUCUUCUGUGCUUUCCUUUCUUUACUAUACAAUUUGUGAUUUGCUGUCAGUGGUAAUAUAUUUAUACUAUAGACUUGACUUUGGGCAUUUUGUAGGAAUAAACAUACAUUAUGUUAGAAGUAAAGUGUAAUCAAGUAGAUGAGAUUUCCUGAUACGAUUUCUUCUCUUUUUUUUGAUGUUUUGUGAGGCAGUCAAGUCAAUUAACUUGUCACUGUUAAAAGUGCACCAACAGUAACUGCUAUAAUUAACUUGUCACUCUGUUAAAAGUGCACCAACAGUAACUGCUAUUACAGUUGUAGCUUAAAGUACCCAGUUGAAAUUGUUAAAAGUAGGUGUUAGCCAAGUUGAAAUGGCACAUGAUACAAUAUUUGUGUGUGGUGUCCAAUCAAUUUGACAGUUAUGAGUAACAGUAAACUAUAUGUGUUCAGGUAUUCAUGUUUAAUAAAUUUAGUAUUUAUUUAAUGAAUGCUAGUUGAUAUGGAUCUGAAUCUUAAGUAUAUAGCUGUCCACUGUUUGAACAAGGUUUAAUUUGCUUAACUGUGUAUUUUGACAUUCAAUACUGGUAGGAAUUCACUAUUAUUAUUAUUUUUUUAAUACUAAGAAUAGAGUGAAAUAGGUUGAGAUGGUCAAAAUUCAUAUUUAGUAUCUUUCUCAGUCCAUGAGCAAACUGGAAGACGAGCUGAAGAUAAUUCACCUGAAAUAGUGCUAGGUGAGCAAUCACAUUCAUGAAGUUUCAAAUGAAUUGUAUUAAACAUUUUAUUGCAAUUUUGUCUAUCAAUUUGCCACUCUCCUAAUACUUUCCAGGCGAGUGUGGAGAGGAGCGGUGAUCACUUGCCUUUCGUGGCAAAAACUGUUUCUUGUUAAUAAAGUAUUUACAGCCAUUCAAAAGUUUUGACAUGAAAUUGAGAAGCAACAUAACCCAAUUUUAAAGAUUUCUUAUAAAACUGAAAAAUUAACUUUUGUUCUGUGGCGACAAUGUUUUGUUUUAAAUGUGUACAGUAGUUAUUUAUGCAGAUUGUUCUAGGCUAUCAUCUGUUACAUUGCAGACAGGUUUUUAAAAUUUCUUUUUCAACUCUUCUGAAAUUAACCAUUUUAAAUUAGAAGCUGGGUGUGUUGUCCUUUUUUGUUAGUAGCACAUCAUUAUAGUUCUUUUCUGAAUGAAGUGUCAGAGUGUAGCUUUUGAUAUAGUGUCGACUUGUUUUACACUUGUAAUCUCAGAUGAACAACAGGGUGGGAAGUUACUAUUUCAGACUGGCUUACAUAACCAAUUACAUUUGUUUUGGAUAUUUCAUGUAUUUUUAUACAUUAUUACAUUUUUACAAUGUUACUAGCUCUUAAUGGUACUUACACAUUGCAAUAGUGUUGACAGUUGAAGUUUUUACUCUGCAUGAGUUUAAAAUUAGUAGCCUCAUUUAUAUCCUAUCGGAGGAUUUUGAGACAGUUGAGUGUACAUCUCGUUUAACUGGGUGUGCGCAAGUUUUAUUUAUUACAGUAAUUUUUCUAUUAAAUUAUUAAUCAAUUUUAAAAUCUGUAUUUAAAUACUAAUUAUAUAUUUCCAAAAAUGACAUUUUAUGUCCAUACUUUAUUUUAAAAAAUUAACUUGCAGUGUAAACUGAUGAAUUUACAAUGUAGGUUCAUGGUUAAUAUAAUAAAUUUGUACAAUUUAUGCUUUACUUUAUGUGUGAUUGACCCAAAGUGGAAUUUUUAAAAAUUUAUAUUUCACAGUCUUUAAUGUGGUUAUCAUUUAAGAGAAUUUUACAUUCUUGUGGAAUUUGAAGGCUCUUAUGAAAAGUGGUGAUAUUUAUAGACUGUAUUCAGGUACUACAUGUGUUAAAACACUUAUAGAAUUUAGAAAAUUAGACAUACAAAGAAAUAUAAAUUUGAAACAUGGGCCAAUUAAAUUAUUUCUGAAACAUAAAAUUAAUUCCUUGACAAAUAUUCACAAAAUAUGUCACUGCCAGAACCCAACAAAAUUGAAAUGUCAGAUUUCUAAACUAGAAAAUUAAAAAGUCUAUUAGACAUAAAAAUGUCCAUCAAUAACAUUGAAUUUUUAAAUUCAUUAUAUUUGAAUAAGCCAAGGGCCAAAAUAACUCAUUAUGAGCAUAGCUUAGAUCUCGGUAAAAAAUUUUUUUAAUGCGGCAUGCAAACUCGUCAUCAGCAUAAAAUAGAAAACCAUUUAACUUUAGAAGAUUCCUGAUUGUUUUUAGACAUUACUCAACGAGGUAUGAGGCAAUACUGUUUAUCUUGCAUGGGUGAAUUGAUAGACGAGUGCAAGAUAAAUCGGUAUUGCCGAGUAGUGAGUUGGGUAUUAUAUUAAUACCCAUUAUCAAUAUGGCUAAGAUGUAUGUUCAUGACGUCAGUUUGUUGUCAACAUGACUGACACCAUAGAAACUAUUCUUACGCACACACACACAAUUAACCGCCUAUAGAGAAGCACUUUUUAUGACGUCAGAAUGUAUCUACGGGAAGAUUGUUUUUGUUUUCUUUCUCUAGGGAAAGAUCAGUUUUCUUUCCCCACUUCUCUGCUCAUAUAGGUACAUGUAAUAAUACUUGUGAACAAACUGAUUGAUAGAGUACUUAGUAAUUCACAGUAAUUAAAAAGUAGAGAGUUAAAUACUAGGGAUUACAUAGAAAACUGAAGAUGGCCACCAAUAUUACCACAAAUUUGUGUUUUUAAUGUACUUUGCUUUAUAAUAAACUCAGAAUAAUACUUUUGCUGUUAUAUUAGAUUGUAUUAUGUUAGAUUUGUUGCGAAACAAGUUUUAGUCAAAAUACAAAUUAGGGCCUGUUGAAAUUUAUAUGAUGAAGUUCCACACAAAUCUGAUAAAUAGUUAAAAUAAUAUUAACCAUAAAACAUAUGGCUAGACACAAAAAUAUCAGCCUAGAUUUAUUGGGAAACAUACUAGUUAGGGAAUAUUGGUGGUCAUAUUUUUUGUAGUAUUAUACUGUAUAAUUUAAGACCAAUCUUGCAAAUGGUUGCAGUAAAUUUGUUGACCCCCAAAAUCCUGUGACUAGCUACUGAAAUUAUAAUCCUUGGAUUAAUAUGGUGGCCGUUACAGCCGAAGACAUGGAAUGGCAGUCAUCUUGUAUGUUAGCUUGAAUUUCUUAAAACUCUUAAUGAUGAUCAUAGUUCAUCGGCCUGAUCCUCAAAACGGAAACCCUGGCCUAAUCAAAAACAAGACUAUAUACAAAUAUUUCAAGGACCAGCUAUAGUUCUGCCAGACUAAUUACACAACAAUGUCAAUUGAUAGUGGAUUUGAAAUGGCACAACUCCUAAAGUAUUGGAAUGUGCAUGUUCAAACUUUUCAGGAUUAUUAUCAAAUACAUUGAAUUUGGCUUUAUAAUAAUGGAAAAUACAUGUGUAUCUUUAAAAAUCUGAGGUUAUAUCUACCUGAUUUUGGCAUCAAGGUUUUGUCAAAGGUCAGAGUGAAAAUUUUAUGUUUUCUCAUUUGUUGGUGUUUCAUUAUUUAAAAAGAUUUAAAAAUUGAAUUUUUGUUACUGAUUUGAUAUAGACUGCCACUAAUUGCAGUUGUUAUAAAUCAAUGAGAAUAACCUAUAGGUGCUGCUUAGAAUUAACAAAUGUGCCUCACUGGAGUUUCAGAAAUAGUCAUUGUUCUUGGCUCUGACUUUGGCAUGGUACAGUAGAUGAAAGAAACACACAUACAUGUUGUAUGAAAUUAAAACAAUGUUACAGCUAGUGGCUACAGAGUAGAUUUUCACAAGAUGAAACAAACAAUUGGUUUGUUUUCAACAACAAAUUGUCAUUUGUAUAUAUGCCUACCAAUGGUCGAUGUAACAGUUUGAUUUUAUUAUAGACAUUGGUGUGAGCCAAGUACUUAUAAUGGAUGCAUGCUAUUCCAAGUACAAUUUAGAGAUAUGUCUAGGUCCUUUGACAUUGAGGGAUGCGAGUGCUACACGGAAACGCAUAAAUACGCUUUUCCAUUUUGUCUAAAAAAAAACCAAAACAUGAUGUUCAAUACUGUUGACCACUAGGUUAAUUUGCAUGUUUUCACAAUUUCAAGUUUAUGAUGUGUGCCUUAUAUUAUAAGUUAUAACCAGCAAUUUUUGGCAGUUCCAGGGGUUGCAAACAGGGGCCCUUGAGCGGCCCCUGGAUCCUGGCCGCAGUAAGCCUUUUUGUUCCAGCCCCUACUUGGACAUUAAAGUACUAAUCAAAAUUAUACCCAGGUGAUUUUCCAGUCUUAUAUAUUAUUUAUGAAAAUCCCUGGAAUAAAAACCACAAAAAUGUGUCAGUAUUAUCAUGACCUGUUAAGGUAUUCAAACAACCGGUAUAUGGGUGUUACAGUCCGUUUCAAAUUACAUAUGUUUUGCAGUAAAAUUGUAAAUACAUCUCUUAUUUCUGUCUAUAACAAGUCAUUUAUUGUCAUUUUUUUGUACCGGUUGUUUGAAUACCAUAACAGGUCAUAAUAAUGCUGACACAUUUUUAUGGUUUUUAUUCCAGAGAUUUUCAUAACUAAUAUAUGACUGGAAAAUCACCUGGGUAUAAUUUUGAUUAGUACUUUAGUACCAAUCAUUAUGCAGCAAGGAAAACAUGUAAGGGACAAUCAGCAGUUUGAACACCCUCUCCACCAAUCGAAUCAUAAUAAAAGUGACCCUUGAUGACAAAUCUACACUCACAACCUUAUUACUGAAAUAGAUUUCAAAUAAUAAAAGAUAAUUAUGGUCAAAUGUUAUCAGGUGCAUUUGCAGCUAAAGCUUGUGACAAUUGAAAUUUAUUUCACUUGGGACAUAAACAUGUUACAAAAUGGAAGCUCUAUAUAGAAGUAUGUAAUACAAAACAAUUAAGGAUAAUUUCCAACAAUUUUUACUUUUUAUCAUUGUUAUUAUACUGACAUUUAACUUCAGUUUGGAAGUGAAGUAUUUGCAUUCAGUGUCAAAAGGUUCAUUUCGGGGAUCGAUAUAAAAUAAGUUUAUUAUGCCCAUAUAUUAAGACAUAAAUAUUACUGUAAAAAAUCUAUAAAUAAAAUGUUUGGUUUGUAAAAUUCAUCUUGAGAAAAAGCUUAAACAGCCCUUUUUUCUGUAAUGGAACAUUUAUGUAAGAUAUUUAUAUAUUUGUUUCAUAAUUACUUGGGUCACACUAUUGGCUAAACUAAAACCAAAGUGUUGAAUUGAAUGUUGGUAUAUACAAAUAACAGUUUGUUGUUACACAAACAGAUGUUCAUUUCAUCUUCUGAAAAAAAAACCCAAUGGAUGUUAGUUUCCAAGACAUGGAUCCAUUUCUAGCCUCGGGUAACUUGGUACUGAAUAGCUAUUAUGUUUCUUUAAAAUAGUUUUGUUUUCACUGAGGAUCUGUGAUAAUGAAAAUAUCCUUAAGGUGAAAUCAAGCAACUGCUGCAUAUUCCUGCAUAGCUGCUGUUCUACAACACUGGCAAAUAUCUUACUGGAGUCUCGCUUCAAACUUCACUAAUCGUUAACUCCUGUCCUGAACAGAUAGCCAAGGUGUGUGCCCAAAAUCUUGUAUAAGCGCUAAAAAAUUAAAACAAAUUGCAUGCACUUUUGAGUUUACUUUUCAUGGGCCAGUGUUUCAGUGUUUGUAUAAUCUUGGGGCAUUCAAGAGAUAAACUUAUGCAUGGUUUUUUUUUUUGUAUUAGCCUAGAGUCCCAACGUAAAAAUGUUUAUAACAAAUGGUCCUGCUUUGCUUUAGUGCAUUUUCCUUUUAUAUUGUUCUGUGAAAGAUGUAUAUUGUUAUCUAUUUAAAUUACAACAGGCAUUAAAAGCUGUCCAAGUCA
Messenger RNA from Gigantopelta aegis, 6578 nucleotides. Its product is annotated as ubiquitin-conjugating enzyme E2-17 kDa-like. The transcript is spliced from 6 exons. Gene Ontology annotation, biological process: ubiquitin-dependent protein catabolic process; protein polyubiquitination. Gene Ontology annotation, cellular component: nucleus. Lineage: Eukaryota; Metazoa; Mollusca; Gastropoda; Neomphalida; Peltospiridae. Gene Ontology annotation, molecular function: ubiquitin conjugating enzyme activity. The record is from RefSeq and is a predicted model, not a curated record. The coding region runs from base 85 to 537 and encodes 150 amino acids.